This is a messenger RNA of Phragmites australis (common reed), 1309 nucleotides long. RefSeq lists its product as uncharacterized. The transcript is spliced from 2 exons. NCBI's taxonomy places the organism in Eukaryota, Viridiplantae, Streptophyta, Magnoliopsida, Poales, Poaceae. The coding region runs from base 534 to 1241 and encodes 235 amino acids. The record is from RefSeq and is a predicted model, not a curated record.
CAUCCGUCACAGAAGAACGAUAUUACUGUAAUGGAAAAUGGAACGAUGGCUUGCUUGUUUAGAUUAACUUAUUAUAUAGGUUUCUUGAUUUUUUUUUAGCUGGUAAACUUCAUCUGCACUCUUGUUUAUUUUCUUUAAAUAUAUAGCUAAUAGAGGAUGAUCCUACUGUUGACUCAAAAAAAAUCUGGAGAGGGAUAACUUGUUAUACCAGCUGAAUUACAUACUGGACUCUGCUGCUACUCCAACCAUUGCCAACUUUUUUGCUUCUUAUCCAGGUAUCACACAAAUGAGAUAAACAAGUAGGGUUGUCUUGUAUAUACCAAACUCUACCCGGUUGUCUUGUAUAUACCAAAUUCUACCCUGAUGAUAACAUUUCCAUAGAAACCUUGCCACGGGGCAACUAAAAAACUAAACGACUGAUUGAUUCAUUAGCACCACAGAAUUGGCAUUUCUUAUCUCCCUUCUUCCACCCUCUAUAUGAAAAGUUGUAGUCAGAAUGCUCUACUUCAGCACACCAACCACAAUAGAAGUGCAUGCCAGGGUGUGGUCUGCCUGAAAAUUAUGCCGUGCUGCCUCCGUUCGGGUCCUCUGAAGAUUCAGGCUUUCAAGAUGCAAAGAAGUUGCUGCUGCAGGCUUCUUCUUUGAGGGUGCCUGUUGAGAAAUCUUUAUCUUUGCCUGUUGAAAUCUUAUGCAAUGCAGCAGCUCCUGCAAUUGUGCGCUGCCCAGAGCCUCUCUCUUCCCUAAAUCAUCAGGAUCUUGUUGAGAUGGGUGAUCACUCGUACAGAGCAAAUAGCACAAAUGCUUUUUCUGGUCUUCCAAGAUUUGUGCUUCAGAACCUCUCCAAGCAGAACGGAAUUCGUGCAAAUAUGUCUAAUAAGGGAAUGGCGGAGGCGCUGCAGGCACUUGACUCUGUGGUUGGAAUUGAUAUGAUUUCAGAUUUGAGGAAAAAGUCAAAGGUGCAAACUGUGAGUACCCAGGGGGUGCUUAAUCUAGCAAUCAUUCCUGGGGAGGAUAAUUCUAACAGAAGGACUAGCAAGAGGACAGCAGCUUUGGGGGAUGAGCAUAUUCUGGCAAAGGCAAAGAUCCUGGCGGCAAAAAGGAACUUAGAUGGUGGUACUUUUCAGAGGCACUUACUGGCUAAGGUUCUGGAGACUACUUCACAGGGAGGAUUUGAGGGAAGAAUUUCUGUCGGUCUGUCAUUUGUUGGAGGUGGUGGCUUUGGAGCUCUUCGCCAAGCAUAGAUGGUCAUGUAGUUACAGAUUGCAAGCUUCUUGAUGUUUUUUCUUUCGGGUGAUGUGUGCUACUCUUG